Molecule: messenger RNA, 1224 nt
Organism: Chenopodium quinoa (quinoa)
Lineage: Eukaryota; Viridiplantae; Streptophyta; Magnoliopsida; Caryophyllales; Amaranthaceae
Product: anthranilate synthase beta subunit 1, chloroplastic-like
Exons: 7
Coding region: 147-914 (255 amino acids)
Biological process (GO): L-tryptophan biosynthetic process
Cellular component (GO): cytosol
Source: RefSeq, a predicted model, not a curated record
UUUCUACAGAUUUUGUGCCUUCUCCUACUCCUGAGCUUCCUCUCUUCCCUCCAAUUAAACUCUCUCUCUUCAACUGAUUUCUCUCUCCUAAAUUUUCUCAAAAACCCUAAUUCCCCAAUUUCUCCCUCAUCCAAAUUCUUACCACCAUGCAUACAUUAGGCCAAAUUCCCACCACUUCUCCAAUCAAAACUUCGUUCAAAUCCCUAAUUUCUCGAAAAUUUCCCGCCCAAUCAUCCUCGUUGAAGUUUUCAAUUAAAAAUGGAGGUGAUUUUAAUGGUGGUUUGAAGGCUGUUGCGGCGGAUACUAAGGCUGUGGAUUCUCGCCCUUUCGUUGUCAUUGAUAAUUAUGAUAGCUUCACUUAUAAUCUUUGCCAGUAUGUGGGAGAAUUAGGUACGAAUUUCGAGGUAUACAGAAAUGACGAGAUCUCUGUGGAAGAUUUGAAAAGGAAAAAUCCAAGGGGAAUCCUUAUAUCUCCGGGUCCAGGUACACCACAAGACUCAGGAAUCUCUUUAGCUCUUGUUUUGGAAUUGGGACCCACUGUACCAAUAUUUGGUGUUUGUAUGGGCCUGCAGUGCAUUGGAGAGGCUUUUGGAGGGAAGGUUGUGCGUUCCCCAUAUGGAGUUGUGCAUGGGAAAAGCUCACCUGUGUACUAUGAUGAGAAGGGGAGCAAUGGCUUGUUUACAGGUUUACCCAACCCCUUUACUGCUGCUAGAUAUCAUAGCCUUGUAAUUACCAGAGAUAACUUUCCUGAUGAGCUUGAAAUUACUGCAUGGACCGAGGAUGGGUUGGUCAUGGCUGCUCACCAUAAAGAAUACAAAAAUUUACAGGGAGUCCAGUUUCAUCCUGAAAGUGUUCUCACUCCAGAAGGUAAAGGGAUAAUUAAGAAUUUCAUCAAAAUGAUCGAGAAUAAUUGAACAAAUGAAUUGCUUUGGAAGCUUUCAAAGUGAUUUGUUUUAUUGUUGUUAAUUUAUGAAUUAGGUUUACUUGGCAACAAGAUCAAUUUAAUCUCUAUUGAAACAAUAGAAUCAGAUCUAGUUGUAGCUAUUUAAGAAAACAGAUUUGCUACAAUUGUGUAAUUAUUGUAUCAAGUCAAAGGAUAUAUGUUCAGAAACACCUUUUAAUCCCCUCCAUAUUGGAGGAAAUGUCUUUUAUCUCUUCAAGACCAGAAGGUUGUGAACUCCUGAACUCAAAUUUCAGAAUAAAAACUCGAGCUAUGUAAUACUA